UUUUUUUUUGCUACUGCCAUCCACGGCUCCGGUAGACAGGUUAUCCGUAGACUAUGCGCCGGUCAAAACUGUCUACACCCUUCACAUGCAGGUUCCGGGGCUGCGGGAGACGCGUUCCGACGGCUCACUCGUGCUUCCGGCGUUCGGCCCGUCCCAGUUCCGCCCGGAACUGCACUCGACGACUUAUCGCUGCGUAGCCUCGAACACCGUGGGACUCGUGAAGAGCCGCCUGGCGCACGUCCGAGGAGUGGUGCUGGAGAAGUUCGUCGCAAGCGUCUACGACGUGUACGUGGUGCGCGGCAACUCGGGAAUCCUCCGCUGUCACGUACCUCCCACCGUCAAGGAUUACAUCAAAGUGACGUCAUGGGUACUCGACGAUGGCGUCACCAUCGGCACACUCGAAGGAACAGGCCUUGGCAGCCGCUACCUGAUGCUUCCCACGGGCGAGCUCAUUGUGCGCAACGUGGAGAAUGCCGACAGUCAGCGUUCCUAUCGGUGCCAAGUGCAGAAUGUGCUCACUGGCCAGAGCCACCUCAGCACCACCGCUGGAAGGACAAUCAUCACCGAACCCCACAGCCAGCUGCCACCUCGGAUGAUCGAGUACGGCAGCGUUGUACAAGUGGAGCAGGGAGAGCGUGCAGUGCUGCCUUGCCUGUCAGAGGGACACCCACGUCCGCGACACUACUGGUCCCGCCUCACCGGCCACGGACUGUCGAAGGAGUCAGGCGCGACUGACGGCGGCGAAAUAUCUGUGAUUCUGAAGGCUUCUGACAGAGUCUCCCUACUGCCCGAAGGUCCGAUGAUAUUCCACACUACACGCAUCCAGGACAAUGGGCGGUACUUGUGCGUCGCCAACAACUCGGCUGGCGAGGACAAGGCGCACGUGGAGCUCCUGGUCACUGGGCCUCUGUCGGCACGUAUCGAACCGGUUGUUCAGGUCGUGGACGUGGGCAGGGGGGCAAACAUGAGCUGUCGCAUCGCUGGGCACCCCGUACAUGGCGUGCUGUGGACACACAACGGCCUGCCCCUCUCGUCGGCCCACUCGGCGAGCCCACACGCUUCCCUGAUCGGCAGAAGCGGAAGUGGGAAGCCACCUUCCGGCGUUCCUUCUGGUCGGAUUUCUCUUUUAUCUCGUGACCUUCUUCAUGUGUCUACAGUGGAGCGACAGGACGGCGGAAUGUACCAGUGUACCGUCUACAAUCACGAAGACUCUGCUCAGGGUUCUUCACAGCUCGUCAUAGGAGAAGACGCGCCCGUUUUGGAGCACGUUUUCUCGGAGCGCCAGGUGCGUCCUGGAGGCAGCGUCUCCCUGAGGUGCUCGGCCUCGGGGAAUCCUUUGCCCCAGGUCACGUGGUCCUUGGACGGGACACCCGUGCCAGAGCACUACCACGUCCGCGUCGGCGACUAUGUCAGCGGCGAACGACUGGUGCACAGCUACGUGAACCUGACCGGCGUGCGAGUGGAGGACGGUGGCCUCUACUCUUGCGCGGCCCGCAAUGGGGUUGGCCAUGUAUCUCACUCGGCCAGGCUGAACGUGCUGGGAAGGCCCAUGGUGCGACCCAUGGCCAACGUGACGGCCUUAGCAGGACGCACCAUGCGGCUUCACUGCGCCGUGGCAGGCCACCCCAUACAGAGCAUUGUUUGGCAAAAAGAUGGCCGAUCGCUUCCGCAGAACCACCGCCAGCACAGCUUCCCAAACGGCAGCCUGGUGGUUUCCGAGGUGCAACGUAGCGUGGACAGCGGGUGGUAUGCGUGCGUCGCACGGGAUCCUCAAGGAAACACGGCCAGAGGGCAGCUGGCCGUGCACGUUAUGACUCCUCCCCUCGUGAGUCCCUUCAGCUUCCCGGACGACCUCACCGAGGGCAAGAGGGCGGGCGCCGCAUGCAUCAUCUCCGAAGGUGAUCUUCCCAUCACCAUCCAGUGGCUGAAAGACGGACGGCCGUUAGAUCCAGAGCUAGAGGCGUCGGUCGCCAAAGCGAACGACUACACCUCGUUUCUCUCAUUCACGGGAGUGCGCCAGUUGCACUCGGGGAAUUACACCUGCGUCGCGUCGAACCCUGCAACAUCGUCCAACUAUAGCGCAGCGAUGAUUGUCCGAGUUCCUCCUAUGUGGAGGCAGGAGCCAGUAGACAAGGCUGCCGUAAUGGGCCAAGCGGUGAGCUUCGAUUGCCAAGCGGAGGGUUUUCCAGUACCCGUUAUUCGAUGGAAAAAGGAACACCGUACAGAAAGCGGUCGCGAGUUUGCGGUAAUUAUCAGCAACGCUAACGUGCAAAUUUUGGAAAACGGCUCGCUCAGCAUCCGCGAGGCCGACCGUUUAGACGCCGGACACUACAUGUGCCAGGCGCUGAACGGAGUUGGACCUGGCAUAUCCACUGUCAUCAAGCUCGACGUGCACGUGGCGGCACACUUCGAACGCAAGUUUCAUGCCCUCACAGUUCGUCGUGGUGACAACGUCGCUCUCACUUGCCGCGCCAUCGGCGAGCCGCCAAUCACUGUCACGUGGGCACGAGACAGGCAUGCAUUCAGCCCUGCCUUGGAGCCAAGGUACGUGGUUGAAGAGAAGCCCGGAGCUGAGGCACUCGAGUACGUGGUACGCAUCCCGAGUGUGGACCGCAGGGACUCCUCGCUGUUCAGCUGCUCCGCCGAGAACGCCUACGGCAAGGACGACACCAACUUCCAGGUCCUCGUCCAGGAACCCCCAGAGAAACCUCGUGGCUUGGAGGCAUCGCAGACAACAAGUCGUUCGGUGACAAUCUCUUGGACGGCGCCCUACUCCGGUAACAGCCCCGUGAACAAGUACCGCUUGGAAUACAAGCAUAGAGACGGCACAUGGAAGCGUGACUCGCGCAUGUCGACGAUUGACCCCACAGAGUCCACACACGUGGUUUCUUCACUGCGCCCAAAGACCGCCUAUGAAUUUCGGCUUAGGGCAGAAAACGUCAUCGGUCCCAGUGAAUUCAGCGAAUCGCUCGUGGUAACAACCGAUGAAGAAGCUCCUAGCGGCGCCCCACGGGACAUCAAAGUGACACCGACAGGUUCCAGGAGUCUUCAUAUAGCCUGGAAGCCACCCUUGGAUGAAGACUCCAACGGCCUGGUCCAGGGUUACUACGUCGGAUACCGAGUGCACGACGCUAAAGAGUCAUUUGCAUACAAGACCCUGGAGAGCUCUCCUGCUUCGUCCUUACAACAGUGCGAGCUGACCGACUUGCGGCGGAAAACACGCUACAGUGUCGUAGUCCAGGCGUUCAAUGCGAAAGGCGCUGGACCCGUGUCUGAGGAAGUCCACUCCCAGACACUCGAAAUAGAUCCUCCCACAGCACCACGGCUAAAGCUGGUUUCUUCGACGUCGUCAUCUGUUCAUUUGAGCUGGAAUAUCGAGAGAGAACAGCCAGUCAACGGUUUCGUGCUCUUCCAUAAAGCAGAGCGUACCAUGUCUCUGGACACCCAGUCAGCCGAGGGUGCCGGCGAGUGGUCCGAGGUGCAGACGGGAGCCGAAAGGUCCGCCUAUGCUUAUCGCGGCCUACGCUGUGGCCGCAAGUACUCCUUCUACGCCGUGGCCUUUAAUUCCGCCGGGCGAGGACCCCGCAGCAAUGUCGUACACGCCAAGACAGAUGGAUCCGUUCCAAUGGCACCCGAACAACGGGACCUGAUAGAGUCCAACGUGACAUCGGUGACACUUCAGCUUGGCACCUGGAAGAGCGGCGGCUGUCCCAUCGCGUCGUUCGCCGUCCUCUACAAGCCGCAGCCGCACAAGGAUUGGUCUCCAGCGACGAGCGCCCACUUCGUGCCAGACCACCAGCAGCCAGCGGUGCUGGUCAUACCUGACCUCACGCCUGCCACCUGGUACGACCUCCUGGUCACGGCGCAGAACGACGCGGGAGCCACGGAGGCCGAAUACGUGUUCGCCACGCUCACGCUUUCUGGAGGCACGGUACCACCACCCCAGUGGACGCAUGCUGUGGAUUCUCAGCGCCGCCAGAUCCGCCUUAUUAUUCCUAUAGUGUCCACUUUGCUGGUUCUGGUGCUCGUCUCAGCCAUCGCGUGCUACAUCUUGUCACGUAGACGACUCUCGGCGGUGCCACGGAGACGUUCAGGAGACAUUAACGAGGCGCAGGAAAUGACAAAGUCUAUCGAUACGGUGCCGAUGAGUGUGUGGGAGAAGCCCAAGCCACAGGAGAACUUCAAGGACCCUCAGCAACAGGGAGCUGUGGAAGGGGAUCAGUUGUACUACCCGUCUCCUUAUGACGCCGGAGGGCGCCGCUUGGCGUCCCUGUACGCGCCUGGAGGAUUGCACUCCGGGUGGGCGUCGGCACGCAGUCUGAGUGGCGCAGCGGAGGAGCCAGAAGAUGAAAGGAUAGGGCCACGUCACACAUAUGAUGUCCCUUUCUUGCGUAGUCUGCCGAACUGUCAGCAAGAACUCGAACAGCAGUUGCAGAUAGGCACAGAAGAGGAUUUGCUAUCUUCAUCAGAACGGCUUGAGAAACACAUCUAUUCCAAACCAAGCAUACUUUACAUGUCACCAGAGAAAUGCAACAGCCUCCGAAAGUCCCUGCAAGCUGGGAGCAUCAUCGAAGGUUACCCGAACGGAAACGUCUCUUAUGUCUACUCGCGGCCUAAGAAGAAGCACUGGAGAAAUCGCGAUGAAGAAUUGCUCUACGCUGACCACAAACUGCGCAAGCUGUCGAGGUACGCCGAGGAGCUGAAACAGGCGCAGAUGAGCGCGAAAGAAAGUGGCUUGGAGGCCGCUGUCGAGGCUUACGAACUGUCCGAGGCCGAGUGUGACAUGCCCACAAGACGCUUCGCCAUGCAGAGAUAGGAAGGACCGUAUCGCCAAGUUCAUCUAUAGUGUGGCUGCCACUUAUUUAUUUGUGCCUGGUUGAGUGCUGCUCCAAACGAAAGUGAUCACGUGCUUCAAGAAGAAUGAUCUUUUCUCGUGGCGAACGUGUUCCCAAGUAUGUCAGCGGACUGCAACCUAUACGCGUGACUUGCCGUGCGUUAACCAUGCUUCUAUGAUGAGAUGACGUGAAUGAGUCCAGUGAAUACGGCGCUCAUGAGAAAAUGGUGUGCCAGAUUGCUGACUUCGUAAGUUCUCUGUAAAGUUUGGGCAUGGCAAACUUUACCUGCGCUUGAAAAAAAGAAGAGAAGGAAGCAUAACGCUAACUUAAAGAGAAAACUUUUCUGGUCACGUGCAAAGCAAUCAAAAGCACUGCCGUUAACAAUGCUAAAGUGCUGCUGAAGUUCAAUUGCUACGAAUUCCAAAUUUCUUUUGUACACAACAUUUUGUUUGUUAGAUAUACUAUUGCUCUAUAUACGAUGUACUAUGUACAACGUUGUUCUCAUUUUGGUCAUUAAGCAUUUUUCAAGAAUAAGCAUCCACGCGUGAACGAUUUGUCAUGGCGGUGCAAAUGCAGUCUCACGAGGGCAUACAAAGAUGGGCUACAGAUUGGAAAGGGACGUUCUUGCACGGGAUGUCGUGUGGUAUAGUUAUCUUAUGACAAUACUUAAACACUUUCUUAACGACCGUAAUUUAUCUACUGUUGUUAAGCAGCAAGAACUUUUCACAACUUUCAGGACAUCAACUUUCAAGACACAACUUCAAUCCUUGAAGUUUUGCUUCAAGGAUUGCACCUCUCCUAUAAGAGAAGCACAUGUCUGACACAUUAUCUUUCGCUAUCAGUAUGCAGAAGUAAGAAAAAAGGCAACAAGCAGCAUCUUCGAAAUUUUCUAAGUUGACCAUGUCUCACUUGAAAUUUGCAUUUGAACUGUCAUUCACAUAAUCACUGGCUUUAAGAACCGAAAUACUGCAAGCGUACUUUUGCAGGGGCACUUGUGUAACAUGCUAUUGUGGGCACCAGCUUUCACAACAUGUGGCUUUACCUUGCCUGCCGAAAAUAUUUCGGGCUCUUCGUAAUAAUUCAAAGGAGGAAGUGAACAAACACUCACUGUGUGAUAUGCAGAUGUGUUGCGUUUUGAUUAGCCUGAACUACUGAACAUAAGAGAGUGCGCAACGUGCCGAAACACCCGCGUUUCAAAUUUCAAGAGCAUUGUUAAUGUAAACACAGAUGUGCUAGACGUAACAGCGAGAGCGUUGUAAGUGAGCCUAUAGGGAGAAAAAAACAAAAGAAAAAAGUUUGUGUUUUGUACUGUACUAGCCUGUAUGUAUGGGAUUCCUGUGCAUCAACGUUAGAAAGAGAAGUCAUAUGUUCCGUUGUAUAUAAGACUCCAGAGAAGACAUAUUUUUAAUUCAAUGUUGACAAGAAUAAACCACGUUGAAAUACCUA
This is a messenger RNA of Dermacentor andersoni, 6281 nucleotides long. RefSeq names its product cell adhesion molecule Dscam1-like. The record is from RefSeq and is a predicted model, not a curated record. Gene Ontology annotation, molecular function: protein binding. Gene Ontology annotation, biological process: cell-cell adhesion. Lineage: Eukaryota; Metazoa; Arthropoda; Arachnida; Ixodida; Ixodidae.